This is a messenger RNA of Prunus avium (sweet cherry), 2236 nucleotides long. The record is from RefSeq and is a predicted model, not a curated record. NCBI's taxonomy places the organism in Eukaryota, Viridiplantae, Streptophyta, Magnoliopsida, Rosales, Rosaceae.
UCACAUACUCAUCAAGUAAUAAAAUUACUUGACUUGACUUCGCCCCCGCCGUCGCUUGUUGACUAUUUAUCAAGUCGGAUGUUUUAUUGCAUUUAUUUAUACUAAUUCCUGAAAAUAACGAGUCGGGGUGAAAAAGAGAAACAUUAACAGAGACAAAUGAGUUAAUUAGAAAGACCGUUCCCCACAUAAGCCGAAAUGCCACCACGCGUCUUAAUUCCUUCCACAUAAAACGCCAGCGUUGUUGGCUGUUUUCUUCACUCAAAAAUCAUCCCAAUACAUUAGCACAAUUUGUAGCAUAUAGUAUUACUUACAAGGAUUUAAUUGCUGCAGCCUGCAUGCAUACAAUAUGAGGAGGAUCCUAAUUAUUUUGCAGCUCUCUUUGGUCAUGGUGGAAUUGGUUGUGAUAUUAUUAUUAGCAACUCCAAUUGCAACAGCAGCUCAAGCCCUGCCUGGCUGCCAAGAUCAUUGUGGCAAUCUCACAAUCCCAUAUCCAUUUGGCAUAGGCCCUGGCUGCUACCUCCAACCCGAAUUCAACAUCACUUGCAACCAAUCCACCCAGCCCCCAACAGCAAAUUUGAGGACAAGCAAUAUCAAAGUCACCAACAUAUCCCUUGAAGAGGGUGAGCUCCAAAUUCUGCAAUAUGUAGCCGAAGACUGUUACAACGCUCAGGGCAACCAGACCGACGGAAACGUCCCCAGGCUGCAGGUGUCUCCUCCCUACACCAUCUCCCAUACCAAGAACAAGUUCUACGCCCUUGGCUGCGACACGUUAGCGUAUUUAACUGGCUACCGGGGCAACCAACGGUACACGACGGGGUGCAUGUCCAUAUGUGAUAGUCUAGAUAUGGCUGUUGACGAGGAGGACACUUGCUCCGGCGUAGGCUGUUGCCAAGUGUCCAUCCCUAGCGGACUGAAAAAUCAGACCGUCAUGUUGACAAGCCCUACAAAUCGCACGGGCAUAUGGGAAUCGAACCCCUGCAGCUACGCGUUUAUUGUGCAAGCUGACCGCUUCGAAUUCAGUCGUACAAGUUUGAAACUGAUGGACAACACAAGUUUGCUUCCGGCGGUUCUUAAUUGGGAAAUUGGGAAUCAGUCAUGUGACGCAGCUCAAAAGAGCGAAGGUUUUGCAUGCAAGGGAAAUAGCACCUGUACUACUGUUGGGUCGGCAGGUUACAUUUGCAACUGCAUGCCAAAUUACCAUGGGAAUCCAUACCACCCAGAUGGUUGCCAAGAUACUGAUGAGUGCAAGGAUUCAAACCCCUGCCCUAUCGGAACGUGCAUAAAUUUACUGGGAAAUUAUUCUUGUAAAUGUCCUAAAGGGUACAAAAAUGACGUCAUGGAUGAAAAGAAAUGCAUCAAAGACAACAAUCGUUCAAAGAUCAUUCUCCCGCUCGUUAUUUCAUUGGGUAUGCCUCUUAAUUUACAUGGUGCCAGUGGAGGCUUCUUGCUUUUACUGGUUGGAAGUUUAUGGAUAUAUUGGGGGAUGCAGAGAAGAAAGUUCAUCAAACUCAAAGAGAAAUACUUCAAAGAAAAUGGCGGCUUAUUGUUACAACAACAACUCGCUAGUCAAGGAGGCUCUAUGGAAACAACAAAACUCUUUACAGCAGAAGAACUUGAGAAGGCCACUAACAACUACCACGAAAGUAGAAUCCUUGGUGAAGGAGGCUAUGGAACGGUUUACAAAGGAAUAUUACCAGAUAAAAGCGUGGUUGCCAUAAAGAAGUCAAAAGUUAAUGAUGCGCCAGCUCAGAGUGACGUUUUUAUUAAUGAGGUGAUUGUCCUUUCUCAAAUCAAGCACAGAAAUGUGGUGAGGUUAUUAGGUUGUUGUUUAGAGACACCGGCGCCAUUACUGGUUUACGAGUUCAUCGUUGAGGGCACUCUUUCUGAGCACAUCCAUAAAAAAAAUGGCGAAAGAUCAUCACUUUCGUGGGAGCUGCGAUUGAAUAUAGCGACAGAAACAGCAGGAGCACUAGCAUACUUACACUCCUCUGCUCUCAUGCAAAUUAUCCACCGAGAUGUGAAAGCAACAAACAUACUAUUAGAUGAACAUUACACGGCAAAAGUGUCCGACUUUGGAGCUUCAAGAGUGCAAGGAACAUUUGGAUACUUAGACCCCGAAUACUUCCUUACGACUCAACUGACGGAAAAGAGUGACGUCUAUAGCUUCGGAGUUGUCCUUAUGGAGCUAUUGACAAGCAAAGUGGCACUUUCUUUNNNCUUAUUUUGUGGAUGUUAG